AUGGAUUACGAUUCCGAUUCGGAGCUUCGAUUAACAGAUACUCUUCGCAUUGAUUCAGAUUCGGAAGAUGAUAUUCCGGCAAAAAAUAAGGACAUAGUUUCCGAAGAAAACUAUAUUGCGGAACAUGAAUUAACAACGAACAACGAGGCUCAAAAAGGCAAAGAUUUGGUACAUAACGACAACAAAUCGGAGUCGCAAAAUGAUACAAACAUUGCCAUAUCUCCAAAAUUCGUUCGUAAAACGAAAUUAUCAAAUAUCAUAGAUAGUGACUCUGAAGACGAGCAAAUUUCAUUACCACAGAAAGCGCAGCUUGAAAGUGACCCAGUUGCAUAUGCGACUACCGUGAAUCGACUAAAGAAUUUGUUGGAUUCGGACUCGGAUAGUUCAAGUGAGGAUCAACAUGCUAGAAAGAACCAGAAAUCCAAAAAAAUCACGAAAAAAAAGUCUAAAAAAGAAUCUGUUGUAUUGGAUAAAGUAACGGAAUCCGAUAACAAAAAAUAUAAUAAAAAUGAACCUGCUGUACAACAAAAAUCAAAUCGUAAACAUAAAAACGCUUCCAAGAACGUAAAACCACCACCCAUGGAAAUCAAAUCAGCGCGGGAAAUACUGGCCAGCCUCAAUCUAUUUUUCGAUGACGACGAAGAAAAGUCGAAUAGUCCAUUGAAAAUUAAAGCCGAUAAGGCUGCCUAUUCCUCAUCUGAUGACGAAUGUAAUGAAGCCUAUCCACGGAGGCGGAUUCGCAAUGGAAAAAUACCGUUGACAAGCAAACAGGCAACGAAAGACAAACAGGUGAUUCAAAGUGAAUCACAGCGCAUGGCUCGGGAAAUGUACAUAGAUGUUCCGUAUCAUCGUACAAAAGCAUUCUCUUUUAAACAAUUCCAUGCUAGAAAAACAAUAUGUAAACCGGAUCCCAAGCGUGAUUGCGUCGGAAAAUCUGCUUCUAUGAGCAUGUCGAUUAAGAUGAAUCGUGAAGAGCUGGAGGUUUUUGAGAGGCAAUUAAAAGAACGAGAGCUAGAAUCGCAAAUAUUUUUCAAAUCAGAAAGUGAGUCGGAAGUGAGUGAAAGCGAACCCAGUAAAAAAGAUGCUGAUACGAAGCAAUGUGAGCCAAUGGAUGAAUCGAUGCCAUUCUGCAAGGAACCUGUUUCCCAAUCAAUUGAUGAAUCUGAGAAUGUUGCGUCAGAACCAUCGAAGGAUUUCAGCUCGUCUGGUGAAAUUCCUCUAGGAACAGAUCCAUCCAACACACCGAGUAAUGUCAAUUCUUUAGAUGAAAUGGAGCAUGACACUACAGUUAAUAUGGAAAAUAUUACAUCUACUUCAAAAGGUGAUGAAACAUCAAAGUCGGAAUUUACUGACACUAUAAUAAAUUACGAUCUGAUUUCGCAAGAUUCGCGAGGCUCAACGGUAUCAGCAAAAAAAGCUGCACUAUUAGCGAAACUAAAUGUUCCGCUAUGUCCAAAACUGAGUGGAAACCCAGACGUCAUGAUUGAUUUAGAAAGCGGAACACUUCAACCUAAGGAGUCGGGGCUAUCCGGAGUUGAUAUACUUUUUCACAGACUUGCAAAGUGCAGUGCACCGAAAGUUACCUCUUCUAUUAAGCCCCUGAGCAUUUUGAGCAUUGAUGACGGUGUCGUGAAAUUCAACACAGUUUCUCUCUUUAGUGAUGAGGAACGACCAGUUACUCAAAAAGACCCAACUCCCGGUGCUGCUUUUAUAGCGCUUAAAAAAGCUCUGAAAGAAAAGAUAGAUAACAACCGUCGAGAGUCCAUUAGGAAACGAGAAGCAGAAUUUAUCAAAAAACAGGAAAUAGAAAAAGCUGCAAAUGGCAAUGAAUCGGAUAACGAAGAGGAAGAACUGACGGAAGACGAUUGUUCUGAAUCAGAAACUGAACAAAACGAAGAAAAUUGCGCUGCUGGACAGUUGGACAGAUUCUUAAACGUAGAAGCUAUACAAAAAGAAAAUUCGGAAGAUGAAAAUGUGAUGGAAGAUGAAUAUUUGGAAAGAAGCGAUAGCUCAGCUUCGGAGGAAGAGACUGAACUAGAAAUUGAUAAACGGGAAAAAAAGAAGGGAAGAAUUAUCAAAGCUUUUGAGGAUUCGGAUGAUGAUGUUAUACUUGAAAAUGAUAACCCUUCUGAAAACCCCGAGGAUACUAAGUUACUGGACGUUCAUAUUUUUACAGAUCAAAAUCAGUCUAUCAAACCCAACUCAAGCAACGAGAACAACGAAGAAAACAAUAUCCCGAUCUGGAAAGCAGAUGCCAGCGACAGCCAUGAAGAAAUGAAAGAUGAUGAUCUAAUGGCACUGUGUUCAGGGCGAUUUGACACGCAGCUUGAAGGACAAAAUUCGCGAACUGAGAUGCAAAAUACGCUUACUAGAAACCAAUGUAAUGGAGAUCCUCUUUACACGCAAGGUGAAGAUCUCUUGGGAGAUUCACAGCUGAUGAACCUCUGUUCUGGUAACUUUGAAACUCAAAGUGAGCUUAAUGAACGAGAAGACACAAACCUAACUGACGGUGCAAAAACAAAGCAUUGUGAUGAAGCUAUUGGAUUAGAAGAGAGUGAUGGAGGCUUAGGUGGAAGACUUCGUCUUGAUUCAAGUGAUGAUGAAACUGAACCUGGUGACAAGAAUACAAAGGCUAAAUGUAAAAAUCGCAAACGUAAAUUACUAAGCGUCUCUGAUGAUGAAAAUGAUAACGAUUCGAAUGCAAAGUCAAAUGAUGAAGAAGAGGAUUCCGAUAUUGAAGAAAACCUCGAGAAAAAUGAAGUAAGUGAAGAUGAGCCUGAAAAUGAAAAUGAACGAUAUGUGGAUUAUGACUCAGAAGAAAACGAAGUUGAAAUUACGCUGACAAAAAAGGAAAAGCAACGGAUCGGUGCGAAAUUCGUGGAAAAUGAAGCUGAGCUCUCCGAGUCGGAUUGGGGUAGCGCUGAUGAAGAUGAAAAGGGUCUGGAUCGAUACGAUAUCGAGGUGGGAGAUGAGGAACAAUACGACCAAAAGCAGCUGCAACAGGAAUUGGAAAAAAUACAUAAUCGUCAAAUGCUGGAUCGUGACCACCGUGAGUUGGAGCAAUUAAAAGAAAUUUUCCUUGAGGACGAAGAAAAUGACGGAUUUGGUCGGGAAAGGCAAUUUCGUUGGAAAAAUGUUGAAAAAACCUUUAGCUUGGAUUACGAUAAGCGCACGAAUGAUGCAAAUUUAACUGAAAACAAUGGAGAGGGAAGUGAUGAAGAAACAGAAUUACAAUGGCGGAAAAUGAGACAUGAGCGAAAUUUGUUACUAAAGGAAAAAAAUGUUGAUCUUAAUGCAGCAGACCUAACUGCAACAACACUGUUGAACCCGAUGGAACCCACAUGCAUGAGUGAAGGACCAGAAAAUAAUACAUCUUCCAUCAACAAUACCAGCUUAACUGGAAAGAAAAAAAUUACAAUUGUUAAAAAAACCAACACAACAACUUCAGCUGCAAAGAAGGAAAAUCCUUUCUUGAUUCCAAGCCCUUCUGUUGUACAGAGUCACAAGGCAUCAUUUCUAUCGCGUGAUCAAGAAACGCUUAACAGAUUGGCCAAUUUGGUAAAAUCUAACCCUGAAACCGAAGGAAGCAACACGGUUUUAGCAGCAAAGGCGCGUAAUUUUGUUUUCACAACUCUCAGCCCAGCAGUUCAAAAGGUUUCCUCCAAACGUUCUCUAGACCCAGAAAAUGAUGAGGAGAAUUCAAACACAAAAAAAGCAAAAACAUCCAAAAAGGAAUCAAAUAGUUCCCGAAAAUUGAUGCUUGAUACCCUGGUGUAA
This is a messenger RNA of Anopheles nili, 3777 nucleotides long. RefSeq names its product claspin. Lineage: Eukaryota; Metazoa; Arthropoda; Insecta; Diptera; Culicidae. The coding region runs from base 1 to 3777 and encodes 1258 amino acids. Gene Ontology annotation, molecular function: anaphase-promoting complex binding. The record is from RefSeq and is a predicted model, not a curated record. Gene Ontology annotation, biological process: mitotic G2 DNA damage checkpoint signaling; activation of protein kinase activity; mitotic DNA replication checkpoint signaling. The transcript is spliced from 6 exons.